UGGCGGACAGAAGCUUCUACUUCACUACAGCACGAGCGCUCGAGAGAGAAAGUCACUCCCAGAGACGCCACCGGCGGACUGGGACUAUCAAAGCGCUGUCAUAAAUAAGUGACCUGUUUUGGGAAAGAGGAGGUUACUUUUAGUUCCUUUAUGUUGCACGGUUUACUUUGAAAGGUGUGAUAUGUUGUAUCGGGCAAUCGUGGGCUGCGAUAGACCGGACAGGAUUUAGAAAGAGCGCAACUAUAAACGCAUGAGGCUCCGUAACUUAGUGACUGAAAUAACAAAAGCUCCCAAGAAGACGCUUCCCGACCACAGGACUUUAUUAUAGGCCGGUUUUGGAUAUUUGCUCCGCCAGCAUGAAGUUUGCGGAGCACCUGUCCGCCCAUAUUACUCCGGAAUGGAGGAAACAAUAUAUCCAAUAUGAGGCUUUCAAGGAGAUGCUGUAUGCAGCCCAGGACCAGGCCCCUUCAAUAGAUGUCACAGAUGAAGACACUGUCAAACGCUACUAUGCCAAGUUUGAAGAGAAGUUCUUCCAGACAUGUGAAAAAGAACUCUCAAAGAUCAACACAUUCUAUUCAGAGAAACUGGCUGAAGCGCAACGGCGAUUCGCUACUUUGCAAAAUGAGCUGCAGACGUCUUUGGACGCCCAGCGGGAGAGCAACGCUCCAGGCCUGCGCAGCCGUCGUAAAACAGUGUUGCCUUUGUCCAACAAGGAACGCAACAAACAUCGUAACAUCAAGGAUCUGCAGCUGGCCUUCAGCGAGUUCUACCUCAGCCUCAUCCUCCUGCAGAACUACCAGAAUCUGAACUUCACCGGAUUCCGGAAAAUCCUAAAGAAACAUGACAAGAUUCUGGACACACAGCGUGGAGCUGACUGGCGAGUGGCCCAUGUGGAGGUGGCUCCAUUCUACACCUGCAAGAAGAUCACACAGCUCAUCUCUGAGACCGAGACUCUGGUGACCACAGAGCUGGAAGGUGGAGACCGUCAGAAGGCCAUGAAGAGACUGAGGGUUCCACCUCUUGGAGCUGCGCAGCCUGCACCUGCUUGGACCACCUUCCGUGUGGGACUGUACUGUGGGGUCUUCAUUGUUCUUGCUGUAGCCUUCGUUCUUAUUGGUGCUUUUUUCGUCCGUUAUCAGAACAUCUGGCCACUGGUACGCAUCUAUCGCGGCGGUUUCCUGCUGAUUCAAUUUAUUUUCCUGUUGGGGAUUAACACUUACGGCUGGAGGCAGGCGGGUGUCAAUCACGUGCUGAUCUUUGAGCUGAACCCUCGAAAUAACCUCUCACAUCAGCAUCUCUUUGAGAUCGCAGGAUUUUUGGGGGUGAUGUGGUGUCUCAGUAUACUCUCCUGUCUGUUUGCGGACUACACUUUACUGCCCAUGCAGGCAAAUCCCCUGAUCCUGUAUGGUUUUAUGGUCCUCUUCCUCAUUAUCCCCUUCAAAACCGCAUAUUACAAAUCACGUUUCUGGCUCAUCAAACUGUUGUUCCGUGUUUUCACCGCCCCGUUCCACCGGGUGGAGUUUGCAGACUUCUGGCUGGCUGACCAACUCAACUCGCUGGUAAUAGUUCUGUCUGAUCUGGAGUACCUGGUCUGUUACUACAGCAUGGAGCUGAAAUGGGGGGAUCGUAAUGGCUUAUUGCCCACCACAUAUGGCGAUGAGAAGUGUAACAGCUACUCUUACGGAGUUCGUGCCAUCAUCCACUGUCUGCCCGCGUGGCUGCGGUUUGUGCAGUGUCUGCGCCGUUACCGAGACACCAGGAGAGCCUUCCCUCACCUGGUGAAUGCUGGGAAAUACUCCACCACCUUCUUUGUGGUCACAUUUGCAGCCCUUUACAGAACCCACAAAGAUCAGAAACAUGCUGAUGCUGAGGUGUUUUUCUACAUGCUCAUCAUGUCUUCAGUCAUCAGUUCACUUUACACACUGAUCUGGGACCUGAAGAUGGACUGGGGCCUUUUCGACCGUAACGCUGGAGAGAACGCCUUCCUGAGAGAGGAGAUUGUUUACCCACAUAAAGCCUACUACUACUGUGCCAUAAUAGAGGACGUGAUCCUGCGCUUCGCAUGGACUCUCCAGAUCGCUCUGACCUCCAUGACCGCCAUUCCCUCCAUCGAGGACAUCAUCGUGACCAUUUUAGCUCCUCUAGAAGUGUUUAGACGUUUCGUGUGGAACUUCUUCCGUCUUGAGAACGAGCAUUUGAAUAACUGCGGUGAGUUCAGAGCAGUGCGGGACAUCUCUGUGGCUCCUCUGAACGCGGAUGACCAAACGUUGCUGGAGCAGAUGAUGGACCAGGAGGAGGGGGUUCGAAACCGGCAGGGCAAAAAGAGCUGGAAACGGAGCUACAGUCUGUCGUUACGACGACCCCUUCUGCCCUCUCAGUCUAAGAAGGACACAAAGGUGCUCAUUGACGACACUGAUGAUGAAGCCUUCAGCUGAACCCACAUCUCGCUUUCCACCAUCUCUCUCAAACUUCUAUCGGUUCCUCACAGUGCUGCCUCAACACACCUGAUCAUAUUCACACACGCACUUCACGACACCCUCCAAAGACUGAUACAAGCCGAUGUAAGCACAACAACAGCUGUGAGACAUAUCAGGACACAACGGUAACAUCCAACACACACGCACAUGUCAGGAUACACACUCAAACAGCCAAGUGUGGAGUUUUCCUCAAAAUAUCUUUUUUAUUACACUUUUAAAUUUAGUUUCUUGGUACUUUUUUGUAUGUUUGUUUAGGUUUUUAAGCUAUAUUACUGCAUAGGACUGUUUACAAACUUAAUAUAAUAAACUAGGAUCUACAGGGAGGAGAGAGAUUUUAUUUCAAAGUUGUAAUAUGGUGCACUUCACAAGUCACACACUAAAACCACAGCUCAGUUAGAAAUAACAACAACUCAGACGCUGAAAUUAUUGUAUUGCUUUUUUGCGUUUAUAAAUUAUAGCCCUGGUGGCAAUUAAACAAAUAUCUUUUAAUCAUAUUUAAUAUGCAAACAUGUUUUAUUUAACAUGCAUUGCUUUGAUAUCAAAGCUGUCAUAUUUUUACCAUGUUUGGUUUGUGUUGGAGAGAAUGGAAUGUAUUUCUUUUAUUUAAGGGAGUGGUAGCUGAUGCUAAACUUAACUGUUGCAUUCGGCUGUCCUCUUGGGAUGUAUAGACUCUCUGCCUUCUUAUGUUAAUCACUGCUAAAUGAAUACAUUUGUUGGGUAACAGAAAUGUUAGAUGAAAAUGUGAACAGAAAAGACAUACUUGCCACCCAUUUUAAAUUUCAAUAAGAACAACUGCUGAUUUAAAGGUGCGGGUAAACUGCUGAUUUUAAAAACUUGAUGCAUUUUGUUAGUGAACUAAUGUAUUUACUUGGAUUUUGUAAUGCUUAUUGAUAAUUGCUACAACCACUGCAGGCCAAAGAGAAAAUGCAAACACUGCCAGGCAAUUAUAAACCUUAUGGUUGUGAUACCAUUUUGUUUUUUGGUGAACAAUAAGAACAUUAUAUUUGGUGCAUCCAAGACUAGUUCUUGUGUGGUGAUGAAACUUUAUUAAAUGCCUAACGGCUGCAGUUUGGUUUUUUUGUUUAUACUUUCAGUGGCAGUAUGUUUUUUUAUAUUUUUAAUCAGUCAAUUUAUAGUGUACAUUGUGUGAACAGGUUUAACUUGUUACCCGUACAUAAACUGUUUUUAACUACAAAUUGCAUUUUUAUGUGAAGAGAGAUGCUACAUCCUUCUUUCAUUAAUUCAUGUCUGUUUUUUUACUUUUUAUUACUAUGUUUGAUAUAAGAAAAUAGGUCAUUUGUUCAUUGUAACUCAUAAUAUCUCUUAUUAUUACAAUUAAGAAACAUUGUCUCCAUCAAAAAAUAAAAUGCCGGGGUUGGUUUUAAUUAUGUACACUUUUGAGUACUAUAACAAUAGUAUGUGACUUUUUCAAUAGCAUGCAUUAAUGUAUUUUUGCAAGCACAAUCUUUCUGUUGUAAAUGUAAGAGACACACUUCGCCUCUUCUGCCUUUAUGUUCACUUGCUCUUUAAAGGAAUUGUUUUGUUGAUGCUUAAAAACAAUACAAAAAAAGAUGUGCAUACGAAUGUAAGUGAAACAUCUCAUUUUACUUUUGUUAAAAUACAUUUAAGUCCAGUUUUAUAUUGAAUUGAUUGAUUACAAAUCAAACGCCAACCCUGAUAUUUGAAGAUUAAUAUCUGUUUUAUGAGAUUUUAUGAGUUUUAUGAGAUUUGUGAUUGCAAAAGAAACUGGAAUGGUGUUCUCAUUCUGAUAUGUGGUGUUAAUGUGUUGUGUAGGUCCUUUUGUCUAUUAAUAUGAACGAAAUGUAAAUUUUGUCAUUCGUAAAAAAGACAUAAAAUCUUAGGAACACCAUGUCUUACUUUGGUCUGUGUUAAAAUCUAUCGAGGCUAUCGAGGGGCAAACACAAAAUAAAGGAACAAACUGUAUACUUAUCUGAUCAAGUACCACCUUAUAUGGAUGCUGAGCACAAAUUUGCCCCAUUCACUACUGUUGUAAUGCAUUGCCAAUUGUCUUGCCUGCAUGCUGCUUUUGUUUGUAAAUAGUUUUAUUUGCCUUUAUUAUGUUUUACUUGUGUAAAGAAAUGUUCUUUAAUUUAUUGUACUAAUUAUUUAUGUACACGUUGAAUGUUUUUGAUUUUAAUGAGCAGUAUUAUGGUAGAUGAAGGGCAUUUUUGAUUAGUCACAAUCCUAUCUUACUGUACAUGUGAAUUAUGUCAAAAUAGUGUAACUUAAAAAGAUGCUUUAGUGAAUAUGAAAUGUGAUCAACUUUAUCUAGGUGUAUAUUUCUACUCAUAGCACUUUCAUCGCCAUGGUUUAUGGCCAUCCUUACAGGACUUGCUGGGUGACGGUGGCUUUGGGUAUAUUUUGUGAACUCUGAUACGAAGUGGAGAGAGAUGAGAGAUGUUGGCAUUCUUAUCUAUGAGUUCUGUAAUGAAAUGAACUCUGAAAAUGAAGGGGUUUUAUUUUGUAAAGGAUUUUUUUUACUUUUUCAGAACUGGAAUAAUUCACAAGCCCUGACAUCAUUAUUCAUGGGAGAAGUCUACAUGUUGAUUAGUUUGCUUGCUAAUCCCACGAUGUUAAGUGCUUGAUAUUUCUGCAUUUUUUCUAUCCUCCUUUCUUGAUGUUGUAUCUGUUCUUAAAUACAUGACUGUGACACUGUUUGUAGUUGAUAGAUGGUUGUACUUUUGAGUAAAUUAAGACUUGAAGAAAAAUAGAAAAACUCGUGGUUCUGUGAUUAAAUGGAGCGACAAAAAGAGAAAAUGUUCCUCCCUUUUACAGAGUAGUUUGUAAAUGUUGAGUGUAUUCUUAUGAUGGUUCCACUGAUGAUCUCAUUUGUGUUUCUGUAUACACUUUGGUGAUCCUGUCAUAUUUGGGUUUUAUAAACCACGCUUAUUUUUAAAACCUUCA
Molecule: messenger RNA, 5402 nt
Organism: Triplophysa dalaica
Lineage: Eukaryota; Metazoa; Chordata; Actinopteri; Cypriniformes; Nemacheilidae
Gene: xpr1a
Product: xenotropic and polytropic retrovirus receptor 1a
Exons: 15
Coding region: 357-2435 (692 amino acids)
Biological process (GO): cellular response to phosphate starvation; phosphate ion transport
Cellular component (GO): cytoplasm; plasma membrane; Golgi apparatus
Molecular function (GO): inositol hexakisphosphate binding
Source: RefSeq, a predicted model, not a curated record